Molecule: messenger RNA, 759 nt
Organism: Phytophthora infestans T30-4
Lineage: Eukaryota; Oomycota; Peronosporomycetes; Peronosporales; Peronosporaceae
Exons: 1
Coding region: 1-759 (252 amino acids)
Molecular function (GO): protein binding
Source: RefSeq, a predicted model, not a curated record
AUGAGCUUCCGAACUCCCGUGUUCAUUGCCGUUGACGUCGUGAUUCGCGAACAGGACGCACUGGCUGGGUGUCCACACGUGGCUGAAAUGGUGAGCGAGUACUUGGACGUCUCGCACAAGUGGACGAUCGAGCGCGCUGCGUGUACCGGCUACAUGACGCUGCUUGAGCGACUGGGAAAGAGAGAAUCGCCAAUUACGACUCGAGAGCUGGACUGGGCGCUUCGCACAGCAGCGGACCGCGGUGAUCUGAGCGUUGUCAAGUGGCUCACCGCUUACCAGCCGGAUAUGGAAUGCUCGACGCAAGUAAUGGACUCGGCUGCUCUUCGUGGACACCUCCACACCAUUAAGUGGCUUCAUCACUACCGAGAUGAGGGCUGCACGACGGCAGCCAUGGACAGUGCUGCUGCAUACGGGCGACUGGAUGUCGUUCAGUGGUUACAUGAGAACCGUGAAGAAGGCUGCACGACUGCUGCGAUGGACAGCGCAGCGGCUGGAGGACACCUCAAGACUGCACAGUGGCUUGCGGCCAACCGCACGGAAGGCUGCACGAGUGUGGCCUCGCACUUCGCGCUACUCAAUGGCCACAUGCACAUUUUAAGGUGGCUUAACGAGCAACACGUGGAAGUGCAAGACGUCGACCAGGGGAUGCAGCCGUUGACUCGCUGUUCUCGGAGGGAACGGCGACUGAGCGCCACGCUUCUGGAGGCACCGAGACACCGUCCGCGACGAAUGAGCAUGGGGCUAUCAUGCCGGAACUGA